Aedes albopictus (Asian tiger mosquito) is the source of this 3581-nucleotide messenger RNA. RefSeq names its product WD repeat-containing protein 48 homolog. Bases 536 to 2668 code for a protein of 710 amino acids. The record is from RefSeq and is a predicted model, not a curated record. NCBI's taxonomy places the organism in Eukaryota, Metazoa, Arthropoda, Insecta, Diptera, Culicidae. The transcript has 6 exons. Gene Ontology annotation, biological process: double-strand break repair via homologous recombination. Gene Ontology annotation, molecular function: ubiquitin binding.
AUUUGGAUCACUUUUUUCGCUGGCUUCGGCACGUAAACAAAUCAAAAUUUUUUCUCCGACUUUUCGACCGUAAAAAUCAUCCGAAACAGUGUAAUUUGUGAGUUAUUUCCGUUUUUUGUUACCAAUUUCUCUUUGUAAUAUGAAACUCCAGGUGAACGAAGUGAUUGCGCUUUAGAAUAAGUGAUUAAAUUGUGCCGGAUUCGGAUUUACGUCGGCGCUCCUUGAGUGCAGGAAAAAGUGGAUCAAACAGCAAUCGUCAACAACGUCACAAGAAGAAGAAAAUUUAUUCGCAUCUCUGGAAGGGUUGUCCGGUGCUUGUUGGAGAUUUCUCUGAUUGAAAUCGGUCACCAGAUGUUCCGUCCUGUGGUUGCUGGAGUGAACCCCGGCGUAACUGUCCUGUGAGUAGUGUGUCAGGUCCGGUCGUUUCGAUUUCGGGGUGGGUGUGGGGCAACGCCAGAAGAAGUAGAUAGAUAGCGGAUCGAAACAGCUGAGGCGGCGGCGGCGACGACGACGACGACAAUUACGAGACGGCAAGAUGUUGACGCACAAGAACAAUCAAGGCGGACGGAAGAAGAUGCAGGUGUCGUUCGUCAUCCGAGAUGCGGAGGAAAAACGGCACCGCAACGGUGUCAACGCCCUGCAGCUGGACGCGAUCAAUGGGCGGCUGUACUCGGCUGGACGGGAUGCCAUCAUCCGGGUUUGGAACUCGAUGCAAAACAACUCCCAGGAGCCGUACAUUCAGAGCAUGGAGCACCACAACGAUUGGGUGAACGACAUUGUGCUGUGCUGCCAAGGAAGAAAUUUAAUCAGUGCCAGCUGCGACACCACGGUCAAAGUUUGGAAUGCCCACAAAGGCUUCUGCAUGUCGACACUUCGGACACACAGGGAUUACGUGCAGGCACUGGCCUACGCCAAGGACCGCGAACAGGUGGCCAGCGCUGGUUUGGAUAAGGCGAUUUUCCUGUGGGACAUCAACACCCUGACGGCGCUCACCGCAUCGAAUAACACCGUUACUACAUCGAGCAUAACCGGUUCGAAAGACUCGAUCUACAGCUUAGCCAUGAACCCGUCCGGCACGGUGAUCGUGUGCGGUUCCACCGAGAAUACCCUCCGAAUCUGGGAUCCCCGGACGUGCAACAAAAUUGCCAAGCUGAAAGGCCACACGGAGAAUGUGAAGGCGCUGGUCGUGUCCGAAGACGGUCAGCACGUGAUAUCGGGCAGCUCGGACGGAAAGAUCAAACAGUGGAGCAUCGGGCAGCAGCGAUGCGUCCAGACCAUCAGCGUCCACUCGGAGGGUGUGUGGGCCCUGCUGAUGACGGAAAAUUUUUCGCAUGUAAUUUCCGGAAGUAGGGACAAGAAGAUCAUCAUGACUGACCUGCGCAAUCCAACGAACAGCGUGCUGAUUUGUGAGGAACGGGCCCCGGUGCUCAGUUUGUGUUAUAAUUACGACCAGACGGGCGUAUGGGCGACCACUUGGAACAGUGACAUCCGGUGUUGGAAGUUGAACCAUUCAGAGAAGCUAAGCAAUUACAAUUAUAGCAGUAGUAGUAGUAUUAACAGUGGCAGCGGAGCUGCUUCAGGCGAUGGAAGCCUAAUUACGACGAAUUCGACAUCGACGACAGCUGCUUCCGGGGCAGCAGCAGCAGCAGGAACCAGUACCGGUGGACAGGGAAAAGGUUUCGAAGUUGCAUGCAUCAAGGGAGGAGCGGCGAUCAAAAAGUAUCACGUACUGAACGAUAAACGAUUUAUGCUGACGAAGGACAGCGACCUGAAUGUGGCAAUUUACGACGUACUGAAGGUGAAAAAGGUGGAAGAUCUCGGUAAGAUUGACUACGAAGAGGAGAUCAAGAAGCGCAGCCAGAAGGUGUACGUCCCCAACUGGUUCACGGUGGAUCUCAAAACAGGGAUGCCGACAAUCGUUCUCGGCCAGGACGAGGUGGAUUGUUUCGCCGCCUGGGUCUCUGCCGAAGCCGGUCUUCCGGAGCAUGCCGAUUCCGGAACGGACCCAAAGGUUAACUAUGGCAGUUUACUCUUGCAAGCCCUGCUGGAAUAUUGGAAACCACCGCCUCCGCACCACCAUCUACAGGGCGUUGGUUCGGACCUCGAUUCGAACGGAUGUGACGGCGACAUCCGGGGCAAUGAAUACUUCAGCAUCCCCAAGCAUACGCCGAUUAUUUUCAGUGAAGUUGGUGGCCGAAAUGUGUGCCGAUUGCUGGUGAAAGACGCCGUCGGAGAAACCGAAAGUGCCCUGCUUAGCGAGACGGUCCCCUCCUGGGUCACCAACGUGGUCAUCGAACGGACCAUUCCCAAGUUCAUUAAGCUUCCGUUCUACCUGCUGGCGCAUCCAUCCAUGCUGAAACAGGACCGCAGUAAAAAGGAACGGCUGAUCGCCAACGAGUUCAUCCAGUGCCGGAAGGUGUGCGAACACGUGCUGGAAAAAGUGCUCGGAGCGGACCUGCCGGCCAGCACCGGCAACUCCAACUCGUCCCAGAACAACAGCCAAAGCGAUGCCAACUCCGAGGGUAGCCAGGUGCCGGCCGAGGAACGAAUCGAACUGCUCUGCAACGAUGUGAUUUGCGACCCCAACAUGGACCUCCGGACGGUGCGGCAUUUCAUCUGGAAGCAAUCGUCCGAUCUCACGUUCCACUAUCGAACAAAGUCAAACUAGGUUCCCUGCAGCGCAGAGGGCAGCGCAGGCCGUUUGUUUCCUUUUUUUUCUACAGAGUUCUAGCGAGAGACAGCGAGAAAGCGAUGUGCGUGUGCGUAUGUGUGUUACUGGGCGAGCAAGUGUGAGAGAUUGUGCGCAUCCGUUUAGAUAGAAUUUAGCAAUGUUAUCGUAUGUUUACUAAGUUAUUUAUGCACUCGUGCUGGUACACUCACACACGCAAGGAGGUGUAGUGUAUAGCAAGAUUUUAAGUGGCGUAGUAUUCCUAUUGUAUAGUGUACUGUUGUAGGUGUGUCUGAGUAGCAGCUUGCAUUUAGCAAUUUAAUUUCCGCUUCUGUUCGAUCUACAACUAACUACUAUUUCUGAGAGAGACUGUGCUAAUCAACUACGUGAUCAACUUAUUCCAGUGUACUGUUAUUUUAAGUCAAUAGUUCUUACCUAAUUUCAAUAUCCCAAUACAUUUCGUUAGUAGCUUUCCUUGAGGGUGUGCAUGUGAGAAAAGAACGAAAGUCGUGUCAGUCGUCUCGGAUUGAUCAUUGCCAAUCUAUUUAGGGAAUCGUGAUUGAAAGCACAUACAAAACGCGUCAACUUGAAUGCUUAUAUUAUCGGUAGGAAAGAAUGUAACGGAAAUUACCGAAUCAGUAGCAAUUAUUAGUAGGAAAGCUUUGAGCGCUAAAGAGAGAUUGAAUUCAAUUCUAUUCUAUACAAGAACACUAAUCAUUACAAUAACGAGUGAACAGAAAUAGCAAAACAAGAGAGGUAGUAGUACUAACGACAGCAACCCAAAUGGAAGAGGAACCAUAGAGCAUUAUAAAACCGGAACGAGAUGUUUACUGCUACGUCACACCAGUACAGGUAAACUUGAAGAAAGUUGAAAAAAGUAUAUGGAAUAUAUCCUCUAUAAAGCAUAAAAGAA